Molecule: messenger RNA, 9433 nt
Organism: Peromyscus californicus insignis
Lineage: Eukaryota; Metazoa; Chordata; Mammalia; Rodentia; Cricetidae
Gene: Man2a1
Product: mannosidase alpha class 2A member 1
Exons: 22
Coding region: 3442-6885 (1147 amino acids)
Biological process (GO): protein deglycosylation; mannose metabolic process; N-glycan processing
Cellular component (GO): Golgi membrane
Molecular function (GO): carbohydrate binding; alpha-mannosidase activity
Source: RefSeq, a predicted model, not a curated record
GAGGAGGAGGAGGAAGAGGAGGACUCCUCCAGGGUCCAGCUACCCAGCUACCCAGCAAGCCACUGAGUAAGAGUAAGAUUUACAGAAGUUAGAGAAAAGGAAAAGCCCAGAGGCAAAAGGUAGAUGGGAUAUGUUAAGAUAAGAAAAGCUAGCAAGAAACUAAGCCAAGCUAAGGCCGGGCAUUGAUAAUUAAGAAUAGGCCUCCGUGUGUGAUUUACUUGUGAGCUGGGUAGUGGGCCCCUCAAAAAAGAGUAAAAAAACAACCAACAACAGUGAAUUAUUGCUCCAAUCUAUUCCAAAAGAGCACACAAUAAAAGGUGAUCAUUGUCUCAGGUAUAGGGGCUCAGAAGUUGACUGCUAGUUUUUUUGAGAAAGAUACAAAUUCUAUGUCAAGGAAUCCACCCUGAUGAGGACAGUCACUUCUGGUAGAUUUUGUAGAAAAGAUGAGUAUUUUAGGAAAACAUACGUGUGCAUACAAUCCCCCUAACCUUAAAUGACAAGAUUUUUUUUUUAAUUUUUAACUUUUUUCAUUGUAAGGAUGUUUUGCCUGCAUGUAUGCCUGGUGUCCAAAGAGACCAGAAGGUGCCAAAUUCUCACAUGGAACUGGAGUUACAGAUGGUUUCAAGCUGCCGUGUGGGUGCAGAACCCAGGUCUUCUAGAGGAAUAGCCAAUGGUCCAACCACUAAGCCAUCUCUCUAGUCCAAACUGACAAGGUUUUCAAGCAAAGAAAACCCAAUGUGCUAGCUACAGAGUGACAACCGAGUCUACUGGUGACCACACAGGUAUGUGUUGGGAGAGGGGUAGGACACACAGGGCAGGACUGCUAGAUUUAUCUGUAGCUGACUCAUUCCAAAUUUUAGGAUUUUAUCAUUCACCAAUUAAUCCAUCCACUUUUUAGAGGAAAAAAAAAAAAGCUUGUUACAUCUGUGAAUUCAAUAGUGAACAAUAAGUCAGCCGUUCCAAAACCAAAAUAGAGCUUUUGAUCCUCAGUUAUAUAAUUCUCAUUGCUACAAGAGGGGUUCUCUUAGAAUUGUUAUGGAAUCUCUUUGAUUCUCAUACCAUAGGAGAGCUGAUGGACCUGGGCUUGCCAUUUCUCUUUAUAAGCAUUCAGAAGUACUCCAAAGCAUCCUCCCCCACCAUUGUCCUUAUAGUCCCUUUUGUAGCCAUGAAGUCAAACAUAGCUGUCACCUCAUCGCCCCCAUGUAUUUGCUCCAUUGGCAUUUCAUCAGCAUCAACCACAGGUGAUUGCUUAAUUAACUGAGGUGCUCUUCGUGACCCAAAUUAUCAUUCUAUUUUCCAUUGGCAAGGCUCUUGAGGCAAAGGCCAGUCAAUCUGACCUUUAAAUCCAGUCUUUGCAGGUCCGUCUCUUGGGACUACUUCCUGGACACUGAAGGCUUAAUAAAACUGAUUCUUAACUCUAAUAGGGAAUUAAACAACGAGGGAUUCACUAGCAAGAAAACCAGAGGGAAUACAGACAGCAGCUGUGGAGAGCCAACCUUAUAAUUACCUCUUGAGCUGAUAAAGGGCCCCCCCCCCCAAAGACAGCCCUGCCCACCCAGUUAAGGGCUAAGAUGAUAAGCGAUGGCAUGGCAACUGUAGUAUGGUUGACUGAGGAAUAGAGAAGUCAUUGUGAUUCUUGCUAUGCAUUGUUGCUAGAGAGUGCCCGGAAAGCUCUUCAUGCCUUACGCCAUUACAAAACUGUUGGCCACCAAGGAGUUUGGACUUGGAAAAAGUCAAGUAUGCUAGGAGAAACUGCUUAUCAGAUAUAUUAGAACCAGGAAGCAAGUUCCUUGGUUUCCUGUAAUGUCUCUUCAGCACCCUCUACUGACUGAAAGUCCCAGAAGGAGAAGACAAACCCACUUCAAAGGCCCAGAUUCAUUUUCACAGCGCGGUGCAAAAGGGUGCAUUUGGAGCCGAGAGGCUAUAAUUCAAUAGUCGGCACAAGCUUUUCUCAGAUCCCUCUCAUUAGAUUUUGUCGACAGAUGUCUACAUCUGCCCGCAUGAGGCUUUGUCGGCCUCUUUUCCUCCCAGGUUUCCUCCCAGGAUGUUGCCAAAAGCAAGAGGAAGAGAUGAGUCCAAAAAGGAUCCCCCAGAUUUCUGGUCUAUCCUUCCUAACGGCCCUUCACCGACCCUUCCAGGGCACGCUGAUCUGGGUGUUCCAGGAGAGAAGACCCGACCAGAGAGGAUGGAAUUUGGGGAAUGAACCACAGCCGCUAUGGAACGCCGGCUGUUGGAACCCUGGAAGCACCCUACUACUGGCCUCAACGCCUGCAAAACCUCCUCCCUUGUCACCAAAGCCUCUUGAGGUCUUCCUACUGUCAGGGCCCAGUGAGGCAGGCGCUGGGCGGGCCUGGCGGGCGACGCGCUGUGAUUGGGCGCCAGGGGGCCCGCCCCCUCAUCCCGGCGCGUCGGGAGGGGGCGGGGCCAACCGGCUGCCCAGCUCCGGGGCUACGGGCGCCUAUUGACCCAACAGCCGCCGCUGCCGUCUCCUCCGGCUCGUGGCGGGCGGUCCUGGAGCGCCGAGUGGCGCUGGGGAAGCCGGCUCUUCCUUCCGUGGCUGCCGCCGCCAUCUCCGCGUUUUCGGGGCGGGAAGGAGGGGGGUGCUCACGGCUGCAGCUGGAGCGGGCUCCUCUCCGGGGACGGUCCUCUCCUUGCUCUCUGCUUUGCCUCCCUCCCGGCGCCGCCCGCCCCCUUGCGCCCUCCGCGUGCAGCUCCGGCCCGGGAGGGAGAAGGUAGGGGAGGCGGGGGCCGGGAGAGGCCGGGGAACGGACACACACACCCGAGGAAAGUCCUGGAUCGCAGCGCCCCGGAGCCCAAGGUGCACCCCGGCCGGGCCCCCGCAGUAGCCGCGGCAGGAAGGGGCUCCGGCGGGGACGCGGGGGCGGUGUGGCGGGGGCGGGCCUGGGUGUCCCAGCGCUAAGUUGUGGGGCACGGCGCUUCCAGGUCCAGUUCCUCCUUCCGCGCGCUCCUCGCUCCCAGCGCUGCACGCUCGGCCCCGGAGCCGCGGAACCCGCGCGUUCUCUGGGCGCCGAGGACACGCCUGCCCUUGUCGAGAAAACUUUUCCUGCCGACUCAGUCGAGGCGGCGGUGGCAGGAAGUCGGGGCAGCGACCUCUCCUCUGCCUGCUCCGCGCGCCCUACUACGGGUGUCGGUCCCCAGCAGGAGAGCAAGUUCGUGGGGACCCUUUCCUUUGCUGCUCAGGAGUCCGUCUUGCAGGGACCGCCAGCCCCGGGGAGGGCAGCGGGCCAGGGCGUAGGCCGAGGGCGCAGGCCGAGGGCGCGUGGUGGCUCCGGGGACGAGGUGCGGAGCGCGACCGGGACCCGCGCUGUAGAGUGUGCAGCCCAGAGCAGAGAGCCCUCGGCGACCGCGGACUGGAGUCCCCAGUCCUCCGCCUCUCUCGUUUGAGGACCGUGUCCUGGCUCCGAGGCUAUCGAGGAAAAAAUGAAGUUAAGUCGCCAGUUCACCGUGUUCGGCAGCGCGAUCUUCUGCGUCGUCAUUUUCUCACUCUACCUGAUGCUGGACAGGGGUCACUUGGACUACCCUCGGGGCCCGCGCCGGGAGGGCUCCUUCCCGCAGGGCCAGCUUUCGAUAUUGCAAGAGAAGAUAGACCAUCUGGAGCGUUUGCUGGCGGAAAACAACGAGAUCAUCUCAAAUAUCAGAGACUCGGUCAUCAACCUGAGCGAGUCUGUGGAGGACGGUCCGAAAGGUUCCCCGGGCAAUGGCAGCCAAGGCUCGGCACACCUCCUCUCCUCACAGUCCGCCCUGCAGGUUGACCCCAAAGACUGUCUCUUUGCCUCCCAGAGCGGAAGUCAGCGUCGGGAUGUGCAGAUGUUGGAUGUUUAUGAGCUGAUUCCUUUUGAUAACCCAGAUGGUGGAGUUUGGAAGCAAGGAUUUGACAUUAAGUAUGAGGCUGAUGAGUGGGACAGUGAGCCCCUUCAAGUGUUUGUGGUGCCUCAUUCCCAUAACGACCCAGGUUGGUUGAAGACUUUCAAUGACUACUUUAGAGACAAGACUCAGUAUAUUUUUAAUAACAUGGUCCUAAAGCUGAAAGAAGACGCAAGCAGGAAGUUUAUAUGGUCUGAGAUCUCUUACCUUUCAAAAUGGUGGGAUAUCAUAGAUAAUCCGAAGAAGGAAGCUGUUAAAAGUUUACUGCAGAGUGGUCAGCUCGAGAUUGUGACAGGUGGCUGGGUUAUGCCUGAUGAAGCCACAGCACAUUAUUUUGCCUUAAUUGACCAACUGAUUGAAGGGCAUCAAUGGCUGGAAAGAAAUCUAGGAGUGAAACCUCGUUCAGGGUGGGCCAUAGAUCCUUUUGGACAUUCACCCACAAUGGCUUAUCUUCUAAAACGUGCUGGAUUUUCACACAUGCUCAUCCAGAGGGUCCAUUAUUCAGUGAAAAAACACUUCUCUUUGGAAAAAACGUUGGAAUUUUUUUGGAGACAGAAUUGGGAUCUUGGAUCUGUCACAGACAUUUUGUGCCACAUGAUGCCCUUCUACAGCUAUGAUAUCCCUCACACUUGUGGACCUGACCCUAAAAUAUGCUGCCAGUUUGAUUUUAAACGGCUUCCUGGAGGCAGAUAUGGUUGUCCCUGGGGAGUCCCACCAGAAGCAAUAUCUCCUGGAAAUGUGCAAAGCAGGGCUCAAAUGCUACUAGAUCAGUACCGGAAAAAGUCCAAACUUUUCCGAACUAAAGUUCUCCUGGCUCCUCUAGGAGACGACUUCCGGUAUAGUGAAUACACAGAGUGGGAUCUGCAGUAUAGAAAUUAUGAGCAACUAUUUAAUUACAUGAAUUCUCAGCCCCAACUUAAAGUGAAGAUUCAGUUUGGAACUUUGUCUGAUUAUUUUGAUGCACUGGAAAAAGCAGGGGCAAAGGAGAAGAAGGGUAGCCAGUCCCUGUUCCCUGUCGUGAGUGGAGACUUCUUCACCUACGCUGACCGGGAUGAUCAUUAUUGGAGCGGCUACUUCACAUCCAGACCUUUCUACAAACGAAUGGAUCGAAUCGUGGAAUCUCGUUUAAGGACUGCUGAAAUUCUUUACUAUUUGGCCUUGAAGCAAGCUCAGAAAUACAAGAUAAAUAAGUUUCUCUCAUCACCGCACUACACAACACUGACAGAAGCCAGAAGGAACUUAGGACUGUUUCAACAUCAUGAUGCCAUCACAGGAACCUCGAAAGACUGGGUGGUUGUGGAUUAUGGUACCAGACUCUUCCAGUCAUUAAAAUUUUUGGAGAAGAUAAUUGGGGAUUCUGCGUUUCUUCUCAUUUUAAAGGACAAAAAGAUGUACCAGUCUUACCCUUCUGAGACCUUCUUAGAGAUGGAUAUGAAUCAAAGUUCACAAGAUUCUCUGCCAACAAAAACUGUAAUAGAACUGAGUGCAAAGGAGCCAAGGUACCUCGUGGUCUACAACCCUUUUGAACAAGAGCGGGACGCAGUGGUGUCCAUCUGUGUGAACUCCGCUACGGUGCAAGUGCUGUCUGAUUCCGGAAAGCCUGUGGAGGUCCAAGUCAGUGCAGUCUGGAAUAACGCGAGAACGAUUUCACAAACAGCCUAUGAGGUUUCCUUUCUGGCUCAUACACCACCGCUGGGAAUGAAAGUGUACAAGAUCUUAGAAUCUCAGAGUCCAAGUUCACACAUGGCUGAUUAUGUCCUGUAUAAUGAUGUACUAGCAGAAAAUGGAAUAUUCCACAUGAAGAACAUGAUAGAUGCGAAGGAUGCCAUAACUAUAGAGAACCCCUUCCUUGCAGUCUGGUUUGACCGAUCUGGGCUUAUGGAGAAAGUGAGAAUGAAAGAGGACGGUAAGCACCAUGAAAUAAAGGUGCAGUUCCUAUGGUAUGGCACCACAAACAAGAGAGACAAAAGUGGUGCCUAUCUCUUCUUGCCUGAUGGGCAGGGCCAGCCAUAUGUUUAUCAACGGCCACCCCUUGUCAGAGUGACACGUGGAAGGCUCUAUUCAGAAGUGACCUGCUUCUUGGAACACGUGACUCAUAAAGUCCGACUAUACAACAUACAGGGGAUAGAAGGACAGUCAAUGGAAGUUUCUAAUAUUGUGAACAUUGAAAAUGUGCAUAACCGUGAGAUUGUAAUGAGAAUUUCAUCUAAAAUAAACAACCAAAAUAGAUUUUAUACUGACCUAAAUGGAUACCAGAUUCAGCCUAGAAGGACAAUGAGCAAAUUGCCUCUUCAAGCCAAUGUUUACCCAAUGAGUACGAUGGCCUACAUCCAGGAUGCUGAGUACCGGCUCACACUGCUCGCCGCUCAGUCUUUAGGCACUUCCAGCAUGGCUUCCGGUCAAAUUGAAGUCUUCAUGGAUCGAAGACUCAUGCAAGAUGAUAACCGUGGCCUUGGGCAAGGCGUUCAUGAUAAUAAGAUUACAGCUAAUUUGUUUCGAAUCCUGCUGGAAAAGAGAAAUGGUGUGAACAUGGAAGAAGACAAGAAGAGUCCAGUCAGUUAUCCUUCCCUCCUCAGCCACAUGACUGCGUCCUUCCUCAACCAUCCCUUCCUCCCCAUGAUAGUAAACACCAAGCUCUCCUCCCCCGCUGUCGAGCUGCUGAGUGAACUGGCGCUGCUUCAGUCAUCUUUACCUUGUGACAUCCAUCUGGUUAACCUACGCACAAUACAGACGAAGAUGGGCAAAGGCUAUUCUGAUGAGGCAGCCUUGAUCCUCCACAGGAAAGGGUUUGAUUGCCAGUUCUCCAGUAGAGGCACGGGGCUUUCCUGUUCUACUACUCAGGGAAAGAUGUCAGUCCCCAAACUUUUCAACAAGUUUGCUGUGGAAAGCCUCAUUCCUUCCUCACUGUCCUUGAUGCACUGGCCUCCAGAUGCCCAGAACGUGAGUGAGAUCAACUUGAGUCCCAUGGAAAUCAGCACAUUCCGGAUCCGCUUGAGGUGAAACCGACUUUCUUCGGAUUGGAGUGGAGAAACUCUGGCUUUGUUACCUUCAUGGUUUUUACGUGCAAUAACUAAGCACAUUACUUUAGCUUCUGGCUACUGGGAGAACAUGAAUUCUGUGAUUUUUUUUUUUUUAAAACUAGUCUAGUAAGAAGAAGAAAAAGCCAUGUUUUCAAAAGGUUUCUUUUUCUAAGUUUGUCCCACAAACUACUACUGUCAGUGUGAACUGAAGUAACAAAACAAAAAAAGGAAUAUUGAAAAACAGCCCCUCAACAGACUGUAUCUCAGGUUAAAUGCUCACUAAUUAUGUUUGAAUUGAGGGUUGUAAAGCGAUUCUUAAAAAUAUUCAUGUUUCUGAUUAUUGGUUUUAUAAAAAAUACCCAUUUGACCUAAAUGGAAAGAAAAAGACAAAAGUUGGUAGGUAAUAGUUUUUAAUGACCAAAAUAGUUGUAAUCAUUGAUCAUUGCUACAAAUUUAAAUUUUUGUGUGUGUUUAAAAUAUGUGGCAAAGUGCAAUCCCUCAACCCUUAUGAUAAAUGUCAUUGAUUUUCAUACUCCUUCCCAAUGAACCUCUCAAUUACCAUUUCCUACCCAUACAUUUAAAAAAAGAACUUGUUUUUUUAGUCAUUCGCCAGUAGAAAAAGAGGCAUAUUUUCAUUACUUGACAAUGUGGGAUGGGUGCAAUGUAGUCCAUUGUCACUGAAACAGAAGAAGCAAUUCCAUUUUCGGUACCACGAGGUGUCUUUUUACAUAGCUCAUUUGAAUACAGGUGUUCCAAGGCGGGGUUUUCUAUUUUUAAAUUACCAUAUCAAAAAUAAAUGUGCCUUAUUUUUUUAUAAGUCUUGUUAAACCUUUUGGUGUCCAUAUUACUGUGUGGGAAGGGGAGGGGUGUGGGGAGGCUGGGGCAGGGGUUGGGUGCUUUCUAUAACACGUAAAUUAUGUAACUUUUGCUUGAUAAUGCUGGCCACAUUCUCAUCUGUUUCAUUAAAUUUGUGGUGGUGUUACUCUAAACAUUUUGACUAUUUGAAUGUACUGAGAUGUCAGAAAACAAAACAAGGAAGAAAAAUAUUGUUAAUUAAAAUAUGCUGCUGCCAAGGAAACAGCGACUUGAAGCAAGGAUUUUGUAACACAUGAGAUCCAAAUCCUGUUUGCAUUUCACAGUAGUCAACCAUAUUAAAGAGAGAAGGCUUUAAAAGAGACUGUCUUAAAAUCCACUGCGUGUCGCUCAUCUUGAUGUGUUUAACUAAAGACUAGGUUCCAAACUUUGGUGUGUGGUGACCUCAGUGUGUUAUUCUAGCCCAUGUGCCAUCACAGGACUUUUAAGUUCAUUUGAAAUCAUUGUUUCUUUAAUAUAAUAAUAGUAUUUAAUGUCAGCCUAGAAAAGAAUUCUCUGGCUAUGUACACUUUUGAAAAAUUCUCCUCAGUGUCUUAACCUGGUUUAGAAUUCUCUGACUUCAAACUUCCAUUUACCUCUUGUCAUUCCAAUACCCUUACAGAGAAAAGCAUUUAUUCUGAUAGUCCUCUGGAUUUUCACUCUAGACGCAGCUCCUGCACUCACUGUUCGGUUCUGCUCAUAAACUCCUUUGCCUAUAAAUCAUCAAGGAAACAAUUCCAGAGUCGACAACAGUACUGCAAGGGUAUGAUUUCAUGCAAUAAGCAUGUGAUGUCCAUUCCCUUCCUCACUUGUUGGGGAAUAAGCAUCUGAAAUACAACGGAACACCUUCCAUCUGUAGACCUCUGCAGACAUUGGCUAGGAUAGCCGGGAGCAAAUUCCAGGAACAGGAUCGGUAUUCUGGUUGUAUCUUAAGGGUGUAGCUUCCUGUGGGUGUUCACUGUGUUCGGUGGUUAAGUGACGGUACUUAAGCCCUGCAGAAAUUCUGACCGGAUGAAAUGAAAACUGACGCAAUAAAAAUGGGUCUGCCCUGUGCCAGUCGGGGCCCUGGCUCAGUGUGUGCUGCUGCCACCAGCUCUUUACUCACAGGUGAAGCAGAAAUUCUACGGAACCAGCAAGUUUCUGCUUUUUAACGUUAUUUUCAGACUACAGCAUCAGGGAAAUGAAGAGAGGGUUUUUUUGCUUUGGGUCAUGGUCAAGAAUUAACUAAAUAAUUCAGUUUCUCUGGCACACAUGAACAUCCAGCCACACUUCUGUCGUGACCUCAGUGGUCUGUUUGGUUGGAUUUUAUUACACGGAUUGUCACAGAUGUUCAGUGGACCAAGGCAUUGCUUUACUGUUCUCUCCUCACUUCUUGAAAUUUUAAUUUUGUUUAAUAGGUGCAUUGUUCAAAUAUCAGUGUUCUUCUUUUCUAAAAAUAUUGAUUUUAAAUAAAAUGCUGUAAGAUGUUAUAAAACAUCGUAAUUAGCUCCCUGUGUCUUUGUACCUGUGCUGAAAUGUUUUCACAGUCCUUUGUCUAGAAGAAAAUGUUUACUUUCAUUUUGAUUAUUUUGCUCAUUGAAAUCAACAGGUUUUGAUAUUUUUCUCUUGGAAGAUUUUUAUAACUUUUUGGGAAUAUGUAAUAUAAGAUCUCUAAUAAAAUAUAAUCUUAUCCUGUG